Molecule: messenger RNA, 1628 nt
Organism: Xyrauchen texanus (razorback sucker)
Lineage: Eukaryota; Metazoa; Chordata; Actinopteri; Cypriniformes; Catostomidae
Product: transmembrane gamma-carboxyglutamic acid protein 4-like
Exons: 7
Coding region: 232-876 (214 amino acids)
Cellular component (GO): extracellular region
Molecular function (GO): calcium ion binding
Source: RefSeq, a predicted model, not a curated record
CUACAACAAUUCCGCCCAUAAAGACGAUCGAUUUGUCAGGUCUUGACAGGUGUUACGUUGCUCAACAAGAGGUGAGGCCUCGACAUUUGUUGCGUGUUGUAAACAGAAACUUAUUUCCAGGAACAACAGCAAAUGGCAUUUCGGCCAAACCAUGAAUGCCUUUGGGUGCUCUCUGGAAAUUAAGAAAAGUUGAAUCUUAAACUUUGGGGAUAUAAACUAAUAUUCAAAGAAAUGCUUAUAUUUGUUAUCCUGCUGUGUCAUUUCACUUUGUGUGGACAAUGUGCGUGUAUGAGAAAACUCCUCCGAACAGAAACUGAUCAACACAGUAAAGUGUUUGUCGUGGACCAGGAGGCCAGCACAUUUUUGGGACGCCACCUGUUGUUCAACCGCUUUGACUUUGAGAUCUUCACCCCGGGUAAUCUGGAGAGGGAGUGUUAUGAGGAGAUAUGCAACUACGAGGAGGCUCGAGAAGUCUUUGAGAAUGUCCCUGAUACGAAUGCUUUUUGGAGUGCAUAUAGAGUGGAUAAAGAUGAAAGUUCAUCAAAAGUUGACGUAACAGCCUUGUUGGUGGGCAUCAUCUCUGCUGGAGUGUUUAUUGUUGUAGUGGGCCUCCUAAUCUGGUACUUCUGCCAGGGAAGGAAUAAAGACUAUGGCUUCAGAGGCUCUAUCAGACGUCGCUCCACCCGAAGCAAUGCCUCCGUGAUAAUCCGGAGAAUAGAGGAGGUCUCUCUUUAUCCUAUUCCUCGUACACUCUCGGAUGAUAAACCAGAUGCUCACGGUUUACCUUCUUACGAACAGGCCAUUGCCAUCACUGGACCACAUGAUGCUCCACCUCCACCAUAUCCUGGUUCGAGGCCAGCCAGCGUCCGUCGAUAACAUGAUUUUCUGGACUGCAUCAGGAUGGACUAAGCCAUUUCUUUCUUGGAUUAAAAACUGGAGAAGUAUUAAGCCCAAGGCAUUCCAUUAUUAUUGAAUUCCUUGGAAUAAACUGCUAAUAUAAAAAUGUAUGGAAUAAUAACGUGUAAUAAAUAAUUGCCUUUUUCAUUUUGUAAAUCUUUUACAUUUUUUGUUUUUAGAUACACAGCGUAACUCUUAAAAAUGAAAAACUAGUUUAUAUAUUAAUUAUUCUAGCAAUAAGAAGACUGAUUAAAAAAAUAAUAUUCAUAUUCUGGGCUUUUUAUUAAUAAAAUGUAUCAUUUAAAAUGCAAGUUCUAGUCAGUUAUAGAGAUGCAAAUGAUUGAAUGAUCAGUGAACUGUUUCAGGUCUGUUUCACAAACCCCUGUUAAUUUUUGAUCCACACUACAAAACCAAGAUUACCUCCACAUUCUAAUGUCAUCAUGACUAUCAAGUCAGGUCAAGUUGUUUGCACUAGGCCUUGUGCAUAUUGAUAAGUUAAUUCUGUUCCUUUCAUUUUAUUUUAACUGUGGUGCCAGAUGUACUGCAUGCACAUGCAGAAAGGUUGAGAGAUACUUUUACUGGCAUUUAAUAGCAAUGGGGCUGAGACUGUACAGUCACUAGCGGUUUCUGGAGGCUGAAGCAUCCCUUUGAUGUGUUUUACAAGAUAGUGCCUGAACUGGUGUUAUCAUCAUAGGAAUAUUAAUAGACCUAAUAAUAAACUUCCUUCUUUG